Messenger RNA from Verticillium dahliae VdLs.17, 675 nucleotides. Its product is annotated as mitochondrial inner membrane protease subunit 2. Bases 100 to 627 code for a protein of 175 amino acids. Gene Ontology annotation, cellular component: membrane; mitochondrial inner membrane peptidase complex. The record is from RefSeq and is a predicted model, not a curated record. NCBI's taxonomy places the organism in Eukaryota, Fungi, Ascomycota, Sordariomycetes, Glomerellales, Plectosphaerellaceae. The transcript has 2 exons. Gene Ontology annotation, biological process: mitochondrial respiratory chain complex assembly. Gene Ontology annotation, molecular function: serine-type endopeptidase activity.
GACGAACUCCAGAUCGAAACUCAGCAGCCCGAUUUUCAUCAUUGUGUAGAAGGGGAGGGGAGACAGAAAUUCCAUCUGCAGCAGCAGCAGGAGCUCGACAUGAGCGCACGCCUCCGAUGGCUCACGGCGCGGCCGUUUCUCACAGACUUUUCUAAACGCCUGCUCGGGUACGCGACGUGGAUCCCCGUGGUCAUCAUGUUCAACAAUUACGUCGCCGAAAUACACAACGUCCACGGACCGUCCAUGUACCCCUUUUUCAACGAGGACUACAACAGCAGCCUGUUGCAGGACAAGGUCCUCACGUGGAAGUGGUGGCCUCAGUAUGACCUCGAACGCGGCAUGAUUGUGACAUUCAGGAGUCCCAACAACCCAGAGGCCAUCUCUAUCAAGAGGAUCAUCGCGGUGGAGGGUGACGUUGUCAGGACAAAGGCGCCGUAUCCGGAGCCAGUGGCACGGGUGCCGCAGGGACAUAUCUGGGUGGAGGGCGAUGGGGAUAAGACGAUUGACAGCAACACAUAUGGACCGGUGCCGAUGAGCUUAGUGACGGGCAAGGUGACUCACUUUUUGUAUCCGUUGAAGAAGUUUGGGCCGAUACGAUGGUGGGAACAUAAGGGCCGAGAGAGGUAGCAGUUGAUGAGCCUGGAUAGAAGCUGUCAAAGUUGUUUCUCACCGAUC